Messenger RNA from Arachis stenosperma, 1224 nucleotides. RefSeq lists its product as uncharacterized. The transcript is spliced from 2 exons. The coding region runs from base 1 to 1224 and encodes 407 amino acids. NCBI's taxonomy places the organism in Eukaryota, Viridiplantae, Streptophyta, Magnoliopsida, Fabales, Fabaceae. The record is from RefSeq and is a predicted model, not a curated record.
AUGCUUUUCUCUAUUGUGCAAGGACAAAAAGACCUUCAAAAUUCACUUACCUUUAGCAUUACCGGUCUUACCUCUACAAGCUCUCAUAUCCCAAAUGGAACCACCAUCUACCCCAACAAUCAACCUUCAAGCUCUAAUGCACUUCCCUCUCAACCUUUACCCAACCCCAAGGGUGAUGCCAUCACUUUGAGAUCUGAAAAUACAUUGCCAGAGAGGAGUCCAGAGGAGCCAAGCUCAAGAGAAAAUAUUCAUGUUGAAGACAUUGUUGAGGUAGAAGAUGUUGAAGAAGAGGAUGAGGUACAAGAUGCGAUUGAGGAAGAAGUUGUGCAACCAAGGAAUGGAGUGCCUAAGGAACAUGAUGUUGUGAGAGAAUCCAUUCCCAACCCUUUUUCAUAUCUUGCUAGGAGGACAAAGAAGCAAGUGGAGCUAGACUCCAAGAUGGUAGAGAUCUUUAAAAAGGUUGAGGUAACUAUUCCCCUUUUUGAUGCUAUUCGCCAGGUACCGAAGUAUGAAGAUUUGUGCAUGAAUAAGGAUAAAAUACAUGAUUUAGAAACUAUUCCUUUAGGUAGCUCUAUUUCUGCUUUAAUGGGUGCUAUAACGGAGAAAUGUGGUGAUCCCGGUCCUUGCAUGGUUACUUAUAAGAGCAUAAUCUCGGUGGUUGGCAUUACUGAAGACUUCUUGGUGAGCAUUAAGGGGUUGACAUUCCCUAUAGACUUCUAUAUUUUAGAGAUGCCUUCUAAUGACCCAGGAAGACCUUCAUCCAUCUUGCUUGGAAGGCCAUUUUUGAAGACUUCGCGGUUCAAAUUGGAUGCCUUCUCGGGUACAUACUCAAUUGAGAUAGAUGGAAGAGCAGUGAGCUUCAACCUAGAUGAAGCUAUGAAGCAUCCACCGGAAGAUCACUCCAUCUUCCAGUGUGACAUUAUUGAUGAGACUGUGGCUGAGGUUCACCAAGAGGCGGUAGAAGAGCUGAACAUGGAGCAAGGUGCAAGUGUGGGGAAGCCCUCUGCGCAUAAUGAAGACACCUUACCACCUCCAAUAGCUCCAAACGAUCAAGUGCUAAGCCAUGAGCUGAAAAUGGAGUUGAAGCCCCUUCCACCCCAGCUCAAGUAUGCUUAUCUUAAGGAUAAUAAGAAGAUCCCAGUUAUAAUAGCAAGGGAACUUACUUCCCAACAAGAGGAGCAGCUGCUUAGUGUGCUUAGAAGACACAAGAAGGCUAUUGGGUAG